GUAGCUGCAGGAAGUUUUGUCGCUUGUGAAAGUCACGUGUUUGUGCUGUUGUGCGUGUUACAGAAACAUGAGCGCGUCGUUAACAGUGCAGAGGUUAGCUGCCCUGAGCGGGGCUCUGGCGGUCACAGCUGGCGCUUAUGGAGCUCAUGGGUUCAGGCUGAGUAACAGGGAUGAGUACCAGAGAGAGCUCUACAGCACGGCCAAUACCUAUCAUUUCUACCACAGUUUGGCUCUUUUGGGAGCCUCUCGAUGCAGGAAACCUGCUCUGGCUGGAGCAAUUCUCCUGACAGGCAUGGGCUGCUUCUGUGGUCCUCUAUACCACCAGGCUUUAACGGGUGAUCCCUCCUUUGGCAAGCUGGCACCUGUUGGGGGCGUACUUUUCAUUGUUGGCUGGCUUGCUAUGGCACUCUGAGCUUUGAUCUCUGGGUGGUUGGCAAUUACUUUCUAACAGAGCGUUUAAUUUAAUUGUAAAGAGCUGGAGAUAUGGUGUGGUGGGUGGAGUUGUUUAAUCAAUUAAUGAAGAUAAUGAUAAAGCUUUAGGAUCAUACUUUCCUGUUUACAGAAAAAAGAAUACAUAUCCAGAACUUUGCCACACAAUCAGCACUAGCAUUUUUGCCUUUAUUCCUUAAUCAUAAAUGGCCAAUGAGAUGACAACCAGGGCACAGAGCACCAGGUGACCACCAGGGCAUAGAAUCUUUAAAAUGAAGACUAUUGCUACCUGCUUGUUCAUUUCCCUAUAAUGUAUUAGCUUAUGCAUGUCAUCCUGAUUUUAGAAAUGUUUCAUUUAUGCAUUUGAAUCACCGAUGGAUUGAAUCCAGGCAAAAAAUAAAAAAAUAUAUAUUUGAACAAAA
This is a messenger RNA of Tachysurus fulvidraco (yellow catfish), 851 nucleotides long. RefSeq names its product transmembrane protein 256 (gene tmem256). The record is from RefSeq and is a predicted model, not a curated record. The coding region runs from base 68 to 412 and encodes 114 amino acids. NCBI's taxonomy places the organism in Eukaryota, Metazoa, Chordata, Actinopteri, Siluriformes, Bagridae. The transcript has 4 exons.